AUGUAGUUCCUAACUCUAUUGGUAGUGGCUCUCCUAAAUGGAAAACUGAUUUAGAGACGAAAGAUUUAUCUAUUGAUUAAUAUUUUUUGGAGAAUGAGAGUUCCAUAUCAACAAGUGCUAUGCAUUCUGUUCGAUUGCUUCCUGCCGCGGAAAAUGGAAAAUCUAUUGGGGGAUUCAGUGGUCAAAAUAUUUUGAGUCAAUUUCCAUUUGUUCCUGCUGUUAAUUUUCUUAUGCUUAUUGUAACUGUUCCGGCAACUGCAGUGGAUCUUUGUGUAUGGGAUCCGGGAAUAGGUUUUGGGUUAAUGGCUCUUACAGGUUACAUAGAGAAUGUGGAGGAACUACUAUCAUUGAAAUGUACUGACAAGUUUCUCUUAAUUACAUAUUCAAAUCGUAUGAGUAGAGUGUGGGAUCCCGGACAACUAGGGAGUGUAAAGUUCUACAGGUUCAAGGGGUUCUCUGUUAUCGAUAACUGCAACGCAUUAACGUGUCCUUUAAUUGCAUAUUCACUAGUCUUCACUGAAUAUUAUGCAAUUAAACAUGAUGUGUUCUUGGCCAACCUCCACCAAAUAUCAGUCUUGCAUCUUCGCUAUAUAACUGCUCUUGUUGGCAUGGUACAGUUGUGGGAGGUAAAAAUAUUAACGAGUGUAUCUAAGGAAAAGGCUGUACACUCUGCUGGUUACACACUUUAUGGAGUCAUAGAGAUAGUAGAGUUGGAUGCACGCCAUAGAUUACAUCAUGGCUUAGGUAAUGCAUUAGUUUUUGUUAUCCUCUUGAACAAAUGUGUGAUUGCGAGGAAAGUUAUAACUGAACUCCAAUUGAUAAUGUGGGAGAGUUUUAUCGUAAAUCAGAAAGAACAUGGUUGCAAUUGGUUGUUAUCAAUUCUAGUGGAGAGAGUUGGUGGAAGGAGAGCCUUUACAACUAUUGCUCAAUACUUCGAGGUGAAUAAUUCUAGAUUCGACGAGUCUGAGCAUGUUACGAAGUAUCAUCUUUAUCAUAUUUCAAGUGCUCUUGGACUGCCUUUGGAUCCUAACAGUAACCUUGAAAAGGGAUUGAUGCUAAGGAAGAAUGGAAUGAGAAGGGCAUUUUAGUUCCUAUUAGCCAUCUGAGUGAAGUGCUGCUAGAAAAUAUGAUAAAGAUCCUUAAUGUGGCUGCCAAUAGUGCUUCGACAAGUUUUGGUGAUAUCAUUAGGUAUAUUGCUUUUUGGAUAUGUCUCACAUGGGUACCCAUCUUUGCCAUGUUAAUCAGCUGCUAAGCAAGAAUGAUGCAACCAUGUCUAUAAUACUCCAGGCAGCCAACCGAGUUUCUUCAUUGUUGCUUACCAAUCUAACUGUACCAGGGGAUGCUCAUGCUUACACGAACCUUGAGGACAAGGUUCUUAUUGGAGUCGGGAGUAUUGUUAUG
Molecule: messenger RNA, 1401 nt
Organism: Solanum stenotomum
Lineage: Eukaryota; Viridiplantae; Streptophyta; Magnoliopsida; Solanales; Solanaceae
Exons: 2
Coding region: 120-1088 (322 amino acids)
Source: RefSeq, a predicted model, not a curated record